GAAAUUGAGGAGAUGUCUUCAGAAGGGACAAUGAGUGUAGUAGGGAGUGAGGUGAUGCCCCUGGAGUAUGGUGGCAUGGACUUGGAGAGUAGUCCAUUUCCAUCUAGUUCGGAGAGGACAGUGGAGGAAAGGAGGGAGCGGGGGGUAGUGGAAGAGGAGGAAGAGGAAAUUCCCUCAAAUAUAAUGGAGGUUGAGGGUAACGUGGGUAGGUGUUAUGACCCAGAAUUAAACAUAGUGUCUGAGGUGAGGGGGAGGGAUGUCGAAGUAGAACAAUUGUUUGCUUGGAAAGCUAAGAAAACCAAGCAGAACAAUUAUAAGUUGAAUGAGGAUGAAGCAGAAGAAGUAGGGAAGCUGGUGAGGGAAAAAGGGGAGUUAGUGGAUAUCAUGUACCUCACCAGUGCAGAGGCGAUAAAAGCUACCGAGCUCUAUGGGUCAAGCUCAUUGAGCGAAGCUGAGAUUGAUGGCUUUCUGAACGCUGUUGGGGGGCUAGCUAUCCCAAAGAAGCCAAAGAAGAAGUCAAAGACUUCAACUGUGGCAAAAAAGGGGGCGGCAGAAAAGGAGCGGCUGUCUAGCACUUCUACCUAGGUUCUGGAGAUGCAGCAAAGGCCAGAGCCUAUGAGGAAAAGUAGUGAGGAAGUGAGUGAAGAGGUGGUGCCACUCCACAGGAAGAAGAUGAAGGUGGCAGAGCCAGAAGCUAGGGGGGAUAAGGUGGUUGAGUUCAUGCCUCGACCU
Molecule: messenger RNA, 732 nt
Organism: Rubroshorea leprosula
Lineage: Eukaryota; Viridiplantae; Streptophyta; Magnoliopsida; Malvales; Dipterocarpaceae
Source: the annotation of a GenBank genome assembly